Messenger RNA from Gastrolobium bilobum, 1599 nucleotides. RefSeq names its product putative UPF0481 protein At3g02645. Bases 1 to 1599 code for a protein of 532 amino acids. NCBI's taxonomy places the organism in Eukaryota, Viridiplantae, Streptophyta, Magnoliopsida, Fabales, Fabaceae. The transcript has a single exon. The record is from RefSeq and is a predicted model, not a curated record.
AUGGCCUCUCUCAUAAUCUUCAGUUCAAAAUCCGAUGAAGACUUCUGGUUCAUCCAAUUCAAUGAGAUGCUGAGUGAAACCAACCUCGAAACCUUGAAUAAUAUACCCGUUUGCAUUUACCAAGUUCCCAAAUCUUUGAGUUGUGCCAAACCAGAAGCUUUUACUCCACAAAUCAUAGCCAUUGGUCCUUAUAACCAUUUUCGUCCAGAGUUCUAUCCCAUGGAAAGGUUCAAAAUAUUUUCAGCCAAAAGGGUCAUCCAGCACUUCAACACACACGACAUCAAUCAACUAGUUAAGAAACUGAGCAACACAGUGUCAUUCGUCCGUGCUUGUUAUCACAAAUACUUGCACAUCAACGACGAUACCUUGUUAUACACCAUGGUCAUUGAUGGUUUGUUCUUAUUGUAUUUCUUUCACAACUAUCUUGACGAGAAAGAGUCUUGUUCUUUCUUGACAGGUGUAGGGCAACAACUUGAGAAAAGUGGUGUGAAGCAUACCAAAGAUGACAUCAUCAAAGACGUGUUCAUGGUGGAGAAUCAAAUUCCAACCUUCAUAAUGAGAAGGAUCUUGGUGAUUGAAAGCUCCGAAGAUAAACUUAUAGUUGAAGAAAAAUUAGGUUCUAUGCUCUUGUCUUUCUGUACGAAACACUGUCCACUCAAGAUAACACAGACAUGGACAAAAGCUCUCGCUAAUCGUUAUCAUCUCUUGGAUCUCAUGUACCAUUUGGUGGUUCCUGAGAAUGAAAAGUCAGAAACAACAGCAACAUCUGAAAGAGAAGGUAUGUGUAAUACCUCUGCCACUGAUGCUCCUAAAUCCAAGAAAUGCUCAAUAUCUGAAGGCAUAGACAAAGUCAAAAAGAAAGUUUAUGUUCCAAUAAAGGGGACACGAGACUAUCUCAAAAAGAUGAAGGAGAUGAAUCUUUCUCUCUUGUCACCAAUUAAACCAUGCAUAGAUGGAAUCGUGAGUAUGCUAAACGUGUGUCAAAAUUCUACAUCAGAAACGUCCCCUUUUGACAUUGAAGCUCCUAAGGUUGUUCUCAUUCCUUCUGUGCGUGAGCUUCGUUCUGUUGGGAUCAAUUGUAAACCCUCUGAAGGUGGCAUCAGCACCAUUCAUUUCGAUGAGAGUGUGUAUAUAUUUUACCUCCCUGUGAUCGAAUUGGAUGCCAACUCUGAAGUGAUAAUGAGAAACCUUGUGGCUUAUGAGGCUUUGACUCAACCAAAUUCACUCAUAUUCACAAGGUACACUGAAUUGAUGGGAGCAAUGAUAGACACUUUGGAGGAUGUUAAGCUUCUAAAGGAUGCAGAUAUCAUAGAAAAAACAAGCUCUCUCAGUGUUGAUGGAACUCUGGAACUUUUCAAUGGGAUGAACAAAUCCAUUGGACCCACCAAGACUGUGAAGUUAUUGGAUGAAACCAUUGAGAAAGUUAACAAGUGCUACCGUAAAAAGCAGAAGUUCAGCCUCUGCAGGAGCUUCACCAGUUAUGUCUACUCUUCAUGGCAGUUCUUCACACUUCUUGCGACCUUGGUGCUCUUGGCCAUGACGGCACUUCAAACAGUCUGCACCGUUUAUGAUUGUCCCAGUCAUUUUAGACACAAAUAA